This is a messenger RNA of Saccharomyces mikatae IFO 1815, 1515 nucleotides long. It is a transcript of the gene CTI6, whose product is annotated as Cti6p. The record is from RefSeq and is a predicted model, not a curated record. The transcript has a single exon. Gene Ontology annotation, cellular component: Rpd3L complex; Rpd3L-Expanded complex. Bases 1 to 1515 code for a protein of 504 amino acids. Gene Ontology annotation, biological process: negative regulation of rDNA heterochromatin formation; negative regulation of silent mating-type cassette heterochromatin formation. Lineage: Eukaryota; Fungi; Ascomycota; Saccharomycetes; Saccharomycetales; Saccharomycetaceae.
AUGGAAUCGACAACAGUAGUGUCUAAAAAUUCUGUAAUAGAGAAUGAAGACAUGGAGAAAGCAGAAGUUACUGCGAAUAAUCAACUAAUAGAUACUGCAUCAUUAUCAACAGCAACGACAACAACAGGGGCGCCUGAAGGUGUACAGGAAGAGAGCGUCGAGCAUGAAGAUGUUUCUAUACAAGAUGUAGAAGGAGAGAGGGAAGAAGAGGAAGGUGAAACCCGCUGUAUAUGCGGCGAGCUCGAUACUCCUGAUGACUCUGGGUUUUUCAUUCAAUGUGAGCAGUGUAGUUCUUGGCAGCACGGUUAUUGUGUAAGUAUUACCCAAGAUAAUGCCCCUGAUAAAUAUUGGUGUGAACAAUGCAGGCCGGAACUCCACCAGCUCUUUACCACAGAUACUGGUGAAGCAAGGUCAGUAUAUAAACCUGUUCAGGAGAAGAAAAGACAAUCGAGGAGAAGAGCUCGAAAUGCGGCCACGAGUAAACCUACCACCGCGGAUGAAGUCGAGAAAAGUCCCAAAAAUACUAGCAAUACUGAUGACAAUAUCGAUGAUGAAGAGGAUGAAGUGGAAGAUGAGAUUUCGGGUUUAGGUUUCACUAAAGACGGUACUACAAGGUCCAGUAGAAGGAGGAGAAGAAAUUCAAUAGAGGAUGCCUCUGCGGAUCAAUAUUCACUGGAUGCUGGGGAGAGCGAUAAAAAGCUGUUAGAUAGAAAAAGGGCUACUUUCAUGGCAAGAGAAGAAAAACAAUAUCAAAGAAUGUUAGAAAAGGCUUUGAAAGAGAGCAGGAGAACAUCGCAUCCAGAAGAUCCUGAAAUCGAUGGAAAUGAUGCUAACACUUACGAAGGCGAUCUAAACGCCCAUAAUGGCACUACUAGACUACAGACGGAUGUUAUAUUAACAGAAGGUAAACCAGAAUCAAUAACAGAUGCUGAUUUGAUAACUAGACUGCAGUCAUCUAAAGAGUCAUCGAUGGAAAAAUCAAAGGACGUAGAAAAAGAAAGCAGUCAAGAGAAGGAAUUAUCAACAAGUUCAGUGCAAGAGACUGAAAAAACAGAUGAACCUAUUCCACCUCUAACCUCCAUAUCUUCUUCCGAAGAGGACUCAAGGAAAGCUAGUUCAAGGGGUCCUAAAAGAGUUUCCAAGCCAGUAAAAAAGAGUAGCAGAACGCGUCGAAGCAAUACAAGUUCAGAUACCAACCAAAGUAGAAGAAGUGCUGAUAUAGGCACCGAUAAACCAGUAAAACCUCGAUUACCCCCACAGAGGACUUCAUUGAACGAAAUGAGAAGAAGGGUGUCUGCUAUUCUAGAAUUCAUUUCCAGAACUCAAUGGGAAUUGAGUGAAGACCAGUCCGAUCGAGAAGAGUUUGUGCGAUUUGUUGAAAAUCAGCACUUCGUAGAGAAAGUUGAUACAAUUUACAAUGGUUAUAAGGAAAGUUUGUCAAUGAUGGACGAUCUAACUAGAGAAUUACUGCUAUGGGAGAAAAAAUACUCAAGUAAUUCUAAUGCCAUUCAAUGA